Fonsecaea erecta is the source of this 918-nucleotide messenger RNA. RefSeq lists its product as hypothetical. The transcript is spliced from 2 exons. Gene Ontology annotation, molecular function: NAD binding; oxidoreductase activity, acting on the CH-OH group of donors, NAD or NADP as acceptor; NADP binding. The record is from RefSeq and is a predicted model, not a curated record. The coding region runs from base 1 to 918 and encodes 305 amino acids. Lineage: Eukaryota; Fungi; Ascomycota; Eurotiomycetes; Chaetothyriales; Herpotrichiellaceae.
AUGGCACCUCAAUUGGCUUGGCUGGGUCUGGGGAAUAUGGGCAGGGGCAUGUGCAAGAAUUUGGUCGAGAAAGGCAACCUGUCCAACCCAUUGAUCAUCUUCAACCGCACCCCGCAACGGGCCCAUGACCUCGCAGCAAGCAUAGGCCACGCGACCGUGGCUUCCUCUGUGCAAGAGGCCGCCUCGAAAGCAGACAUCAUAUUCUACUGUCUCGGCGACGACCCAGCCGUGCUCUCCACCCUCGAAGAGGUCCUCAAAACCGAUGUCACGGGCAAGCUGAUCGUGGACUGCAGCACGGUCCACCCCGAGACCACAGCCAAAGAAGAGAAGAUGGUGGAGGACAAAGGAGCAAGCUUCGUGGCCUGUCCCGUCUUUGGAGCCCCGGCCAUGGCCGACGCCGGCCAGCUGAUCUGCGUCGUGGCGGGGAAGGCUGAGGCGGCGCAAAAAGUGCUCCCAUACUGCAAGGGCGUGAUGGGCCGGGCCAACGUGGAUUUCUCGGGUCAAGAGCCGAGCAAGGCGACCACUCUCAAGAUCAUUGGUAACACCUUUGUCUUGGGCAUGGUCAACGCCCUGUCCGAGGGGCAUGUCCUGGCCGAAAAUUCCGGUCUGGGAGUCGACGAGCUCCACAAAUUCAUCGAAGUCAUGUUCCCGGGACCCUACACGGCCUACUCGAACAGGAUGAGGACGGGCGACUACUACACGCGUGCAGAACCGCUGUUCGCCGUGGACCUGGCACGCAAAGACGCCCGGCACGCCAUGGACUUGGCCAAGAAGAGCGGGUGCCGGAUGCGGCAAGUCGAGGUUGGGGACGAGUAUCUGAAGACUGUCAAGCAGACCGUGGGUGAGAAGGGCGACAUUGCCGGGAUUUAUGGCGCCGUCAGACUGCAGGGGGGACUGAAGUUUGGAAACCAAGACUAA